AUGCUCCGAUCUCUCAUCCUACCCGCGCUUGUCGGAUUUGCUCAGGCAUACCGCCUCUUCGAGUACGUCGGUGAGCGUUGUACAGGCGAGGAAGUUGGUGUGCUCCGCCUUGCUGGACCCAGCGCUUGUACAAAGUUGGCCGAGGGGGUUGCAUCCUCUGUGCUCGUCAAGAUUGACAACAUCCACGACGACCUCUACGAGGUUAACGUCUACGACCACGAAGAUUGUACUGGCAGCAUCGUCGGCACAAUUGCCAAUUUCAAUGGCUGCCUCGACUUGGAAAUUUUCCACAAUGCUCCAGGCAAAGCGGUCCAGGUAAUCCCGGUCUCGAGAAAACGCGACCCGUCCGUCUCUGUCAACAAGGGUUUCGUGACCGACUUUCAAUACAACCUUGCCGAGGAGACUGCGGAGACGAUGAAGGUGCCUAUCAUGCACGGCGGCUUUCAAACGGUCAGCAAGACCAAUCAUUCAGAGGAUGGGUCAUACCUGGAUGACGCCUUUGGUGUUUUCCUCCCUCUCGCUGAGGAAGAUUUGAAUGCUGUGCAAGAGCUCUGGUCCUCCCCGCUUGAGCUGACCCCGUGGGAGUCUGUGAACGGGACAUCGCCUCAUUUUUUAAGUCCACGUCAGUUUGAAUGGGGCUAUUGUACCUUUCACACUAUUUGCCUUGGGGCAAUUGACCUAGGCGGGAGAAUCAGUAACACUCGGGUAGCCCAAGCGCUAGCCAAUUUUGCCGGCCACCAGGCAUUCAAGACGUUUUGGAAGACCGUGGAUGUCAUCGUGGGCCAUACGUCUAACGGAAUUACCAUCAUCUCCGCCUUGACGACUCACGGCACCCAAAGUACACAGUGUGAUAGCGACAAGUCGACAGGGGGGCUAAUCAAAGAUUUGGUGAAUGGAGUAUCGAAAGAAGGUCUCACCAACGCGGUUUGGAUAGUGGAAGAUGAUGAAGGAAAUCAAUUUGAAGUGGGGAUUCAGUUGCGUCCGAUGGGGGGGAAGAACCCUAACAGCUGUGGGGAAUGUGCUUUGUGCCAGUGA
Messenger RNA from Penicillium diatomitis, 1035 nucleotides. RefSeq lists its product as uncharacterized. NCBI's taxonomy places the organism in Eukaryota, Fungi, Ascomycota, Eurotiomycetes, Eurotiales, Aspergillaceae. The coding region runs from base 1 to 1035 and encodes 344 amino acids. The transcript has a single exon. The record is from RefSeq and is a predicted model, not a curated record.